AUGACCUGGGCACGAGCAGUGUGGAUAGAAAAUGAUGUGGAAGAAGAAGGCGUUCUUCCAAAAGUCUGGAUUGAGGAUAAAACGGUGCGGUGGCCAACUGGAGUGAAUGUGAUGAGAGCAUUUACUCAACAAAAAAUACCUGAAGAUAACUGGGAAUCUUUUCCUUUGGUGAAAGUUAAAUUGACCUCAGGUUUGUGUGGCCAACAGUGAAAUAGGUGUUAUUAAUUUGUACAGUUUUAUUAAUAGUAUUUCAAUUCACACCAUACAUAUACGUGUAGGUUUUGGUCUAUGAAACACAAAUAGUGCUCAACAACAUAUAGUUAGAGCAAAUUAUAGAUUUCGCUCACGUCAAAACUAAUCUGCUAAUGUUUCAUCUGUGAAGGACUGUCUGAUGAAUAUUCACAGAUGAAACAGACUGUAGGCUUACCUCAAAACUAUAAAUAUCAUUAUAUAGAAGAUGUAAAGGCAUGCGAAGAAUAUGACUUCACAACUGGUGCCGAAGUAAGCGAUGAGGUAGAUGUGUCAACAAGUCGCAGUAAACGGAAACGUAGCGUCGCCGUCAGUAAGAAUUGUUCUUCAGGUUUGUCUACAUUAUAUAAAGUUAUUUCAGGAUUUGUGAAUUGUACGUUAAUAUUACACCAAAUAUAUAUUGUACAGUCUCGUAUUUUGAUUAGCUAUAAUUGUGAUAAAUAUGGACCACAUUUAUGUAUAAACCUGGAUGAACAUCGGAUAAUGAGUUGUAUUGUAGUUUACUGAGGUUACAUACAAUGUAUAUACCAUAUUUACUAUCAGUUAAAGUGUGACUAACACCUUUGACAAAUUUUUCUAUGUAUUAUUUGGGUUAUUUAAUGAAGAAAUGUCAAAUGUGUAUACUUUUUCACUCUCAAACUUUUGAAUAUGAGGUAAUUAUAUAAUUAGGGACUUGUUAAUUACCAUCACUAGACAAAAGAAAACUAAUUUGCAUUUUUCUUACAAUGACCUCAUAAUAAAAAGUUUGAGAGUAAAAAAGUCUAUCAAGAAGAACUUUUUUGUUAUAGAGCUUUAUUACAUUUCUUUAAAUGAUCCAAAUAAUACAUAGACUAAAAUUUGUCUAAGGUGUUAAAAUGUAACCUGCUUUUUUAACUAGGCAGCCUUCCACCAUUGCCGCGAUUUCGUCCAAGUCUUGCUCUACAGAAUGGCUUUGACGUAAUUGACAGUCUUACCAAAUCACUUGACAAGUCUAACUCCCCAGCCAAGGCCUCGCCCAGCUUGGAUUUCGAUAAUUUGGGACCGUCUUCUUCUGAGGAAUCUGAGCAUCUGAUCCAGACCCCCAAAAGAAGGAAGAGUCAACCAGGUAACAGUAGCAUUCGUACGCCUGGAUCCUCCCGAGUUGCACCAAAGAAAUCAAGAAAAGGUGUUGCAACGAGUGACAAAGAGCGCCCUUCAGCAUCUCCAUUCCCAAUGCCAGAAGCACGUAAGUAUAAUAAUGAAUAUAUAUUUUUUGUAUCAGGUGUUUAUUUUUCCUUAUUGUUACUUUUCUGCCCAUUAAGCAUGCACUGACUAUACAUAUUAACCGUGUGAGGUUUAAUUGUACGAUCCUGAAGUAAUAAAUAAUAUAUUAAUCAUAUUAUUAAACUGAACGACAAAAUAUAAAGCAAUUAAGUUAAACCUCGCUCUUGUAGCUUUUUAGUUUGUUUUUUUAAUUUUGUCAUAAUAGCUACUACAUCAUUUAACAAUUUCUUAACCAAGUAAUUGCUUAAUUAUUUAUUAGGGUUUCAAAUUAUUGUUUCAAAGUUUCAAAUCAAAUUAUUGUAAACAUUGAAUAAUAAAACAGCAAGAGUGCGAACUGGACUCGAAGUCCUAUAGUCCAGUGUGAAUUUCAAGCAAUUGACAUGUUUACUUUCUGUUUAUAUAGUACUGUAUGUUUGUAGUUUUAAAGGUAUAGUGCAUGUCUCACAUGGGACUUCGAGUCCAGUUCACACUCUUGCUGUUUGGUAUUAUUUAGUUCAAUAAUGUCCAUAUGUUUAAUAAUGUUUACUAUCCGUUAUUAUAAUUAGAAAUAUUCUUAUGAAAGUAUUAAUAGAGAAAAUACUUAAAUAGUUUUAACACUUGUCAACUACGGAAUUUGAUUACUUCCAUUUUAUCACAGGUUUUCAAAAAAGGGUACUUCAUCUCCUAACCGAAAUCCGAGACAGCUUGCAGCGAGUUGGAAAAACAUUUGAACCAGCAGAUUCCGCAUUUCAUUUGGAGCAAUUAAAAACUAAGGAAGAAUUUUGCAAGAUGGAAGAGCAUCUUCGUGAUGUGGAAAAAAAAGUAUUGUUUAAAAUAAUACAAUGCCGUUUUUUAGACGGCACCGAUCGUGAAGUGCUUAUACUGAUUGGUUCCAAUACCUACAUCUAA
Molecule: messenger RNA, 2379 nt
Organism: Paramuricea clavata
Lineage: Eukaryota; Metazoa; Cnidaria; Anthozoa; Malacalcyonacea; Plexauridae
Source: the annotation of a GenBank genome assembly